UACGUCAGAGCAAGUUGUGUUUACAGCUACACGAGCCGUUAGCGGGGGCUAAACGCUAGCUUAGCAAAGACGCCUAACCUAACACGUCUCUCAUGGUGUUGUACGAGUUCACUUGGCGUCUGCCGCCCGUGGUUGGCCCAGUUCUUGUAUAAGAAAUGCAGGACAGGUAUAGCGAGAUUGGCUUUGCACAGCAAAUUCUGAGUUUGAAUUUGGUGCCGAGGAAAAAUGGCUCCAGCCGAGGUAACGACACGUCUCUCGCCGACUUCUCAGAGAUGUGGUAUGGAGUGUUUUUGUGGGCAGCAGUCUCCUCUCUGGUCUUCCACCUGCCUGCAGCUCUCCUGGCCCUCGCCACUUUGCGCCAACACAAGGUGGCACGGUUUAUUCCGAUUGCCAUCCUCCUUAUGGGCAUAGUGGGGCCUCUGUGUGGAGGUGUACUCACCAGUGCAGCCAUAGCUGGUGUGUACAAGGCAGCAGGGAAGAGGAUGAUCUCUUUGGAGGCGCUUGUUUUUGGUGUUGGACAGUCUUUCUGCAUCGUCAUCAUCUCCUUCCUCAGAGUAUUGGCCACCCUUUAGCAGUAGGAAAGCCUGCCUGGUUUGACGGAACACAAUCAGGGCAGGUUACUUUGACCAAAGUUUCUGCUGGUGGGACACGAGACUCCACUUUGUGGCUCAAGACAAGAACACUUGAAAUUCACCUGGCUCCUAUGGACACUUGCAAGCCAGUAAGGCUAAGACAAGGAGAAGAUGCCAUCAGACUGAGGGACAUAAACAAACAAUUUCCUUUAACUGUUUUUACUCAAACAUCAAGGACAUAGUAAAGGAAAGAGCAACAAGCAGAAUGAACUUUUCACCAAGAGACAAAUCACGGUAAACUGCUUUGUUGUAGAACACUAAGCCCAUGUCAGUCUUUAAAGUCAGGGAUGUCCUCAGAAUUUGACUUUGACUCUGGCCUUCCCUGUGGCAGUGGGCUACAGGGUAACAGUAAGAUGAUGUUGCCCCAAAAGGCCUUGUGCCCCUCUGAGGGCACAGUGCCCUCACACGGGCACCCUAGCCAUUGAAAAACUGCCCUCUCACGGUCUCUAGGUCUGUCCCUCUUCACUGUCUGUUUCACUCUCUUGGUCUCUCUUUCGCUUCCCCAAGGACCUUGUCUGGUAACAAAUGUACUCCAGUGACAUGCAACAAAUGAGACAUAAAGGCAGGCAGACGUGUAUAUGGACUGUUAAGACAGGAAUAUGACAGAUAUAUGCAAGAUUUUGUUUUGUUUUCUAAGAGGUAUUAAUAUAUAUCUAUAUAUAUAUUUUCUAAGCUGAUUCUUUUCCCAAAGUGGUAUAUAUUCUCUUCAGGGCUCUCUCUCUCUCAUGUUUGUUUCUUAAGAUCCAUUGCUCUACUCCCCUCUGCUUUCCCUUCCCCUGCUUCUCUGUAGAACUUUCUUUUGCUGGGAUUUUAUAGUUUUGUUUUGUUUUUUUCCGCCUUACUGCAAUCAUCUGGUUUGCAAUCAUUGGUGAUGUAUAUCAGUCAAUGACUGACUGAAUCAGUCACUAACACCUACCAUGUUCAUUUCACAUCCUAGGAUCUGCUUUUUUUUUAAGUCAGGAUUUCAAUUUUUUUGUUUCUUUGUUGCCCUGCCUUCAUGCCUUUUAAAAAGGUAUAACUUCACCUCACUGUCAUGUGGUUUCCUCAAAGGAUACCUUUUUAAAUACAUUUUUUCUUUCCAUUUCUCUCCAGCAGACAUUUGUCUUUUGCCAUAAAAAAUGUCCUUUUUUUCCAGUGAGAGGUUCUUAUUGAUUCCUAUUUUUUGAUAAUUCAUUUUCUCUACAUGUGUGCUCAUAGUUAUAUUUAGUUUCCCCACCACAAGUUGGUGGAGAAACUAAGUGGAUUAAAUUCAGAAGUAAAGAUAUUCCUUGAUCAUUGAUGCAAUAAAAGAGAGCAGGCCUCAUUGAUUGUGAA
Molecule: messenger RNA, 1946 nt
Organism: Lampris incognitus (smalleye Pacific opah)
Lineage: Eukaryota; Metazoa; Chordata; Actinopteri; Lampriformes; Lampridae
Gene: tmem170a
Product: transmembrane protein 170A
Exons: 3
Coding region: 156-572 (138 amino acids)
Biological process (GO): endoplasmic reticulum tubular network organization
Cellular component (GO): endoplasmic reticulum membrane
Source: RefSeq, a predicted model, not a curated record